Klebsormidium nitens is the source of this 1137-nucleotide messenger RNA. The record is from the annotation of a GenBank genome assembly. NCBI's taxonomy places the organism in Eukaryota, Viridiplantae, Streptophyta, Klebsormidiophyceae, Klebsormidiales, Klebsormidiaceae.
AUGAGAAGCGCGGUUGCCGCUGUUUCGUCGUCCUGCGCAAACCUUCCUCCCUCGACUCGUGAACAAGGCUUCGACAUCUGGGUUUCGCUGCUCGCAAAGAGAGGGAGCAUGCACGUGGAGGAGGCGCCUCAUGGGUACGAACCGGGCAACAUUCUGGUCACCGGGGCAGCGGGGUUCAUUGGGAGCCACGUGGCGGCACACCUGGUGUACCACCACCCGGGCAGCACCGUCGUGGGGCUGGACAAGCUGGACUACUGUGCAAGCACGGACAACCUGCGCGAGGCCGCGCUGAGCCGCAACUUCGUACUGGUGCGCGGCGACCAGGCUAGCUCGGACCUGCUGCUGUACGUGCUGCGGACGCAUGCCAUCGACACCGUCAUCAACCUCGCCGCGCAAACGCACGUGGAUGCGUCCUUCCACGCCACGUUGCAGGAGGCUGUGCGGACGACCGGCACCGUCCGGCGCUUCCUCCACGUCAGCACCGACCAAGUCUACGAGCCGACGCCGCCCGAGAAAGAGCACGGCCACUCGGAGGCCGCCCGGCUGCAGCCCAUCAACCCUUACGCCGCGAGCAAGGCAGGAGCGGAGAUGCUGGUCCUGGCGUACGGCACCGCCUACCACCUGCCCGUCGUCAUCGUGCGCAGCAGCUUCCUCAUGGGCCUCCAGCUCAUUCCCAAAUACCUGAUGCGCGCGCUCGCGGGCCAGCCGUUGCCGAUCCAUGGGCGCGCGAGCGACUACGCGCGCUCCUUCCUCUACGUUGAGGACGCCGUAGCUGCUCUGGCAACGGUGCUGGCGCGCGGGGAGGAGGGCGAGGUGUACAACUGCGCGGGAACGGAGAGGACGGUCGCGCAAGUAGCGCAGGACGUGCGCGCGCUCGUCCGAAUGGCCUCAGGGUCGAGCACUGCCGUGGACAUCCAGACGGUGGAGAACCGCCCUUUUGACGACGGCAGCUAUCGGAUCGACGAUAGAAAGCUUCGGCAGCUGGGGUGGCGGCCCCGCGUGUCGUGGUGGGACGGUCUGCGCUCCAGCUUGGCCUGGUACCGCGACCACGGGCGCCAGCACUGGGGCAACAUCGCACACGUCUUGGGUGCCAGCCACGAAACGGAGCCGCCAGCGUUACAGCCACCGGCCUCGUAG